AUGUCGAACGAGAAGAACCAGCAGCAGCAACUUGAGCUCGCUCAACUCGAGCACGAGCAUGUCUACGACCCCCAGGCCCGCGAGUCGGACCUCGUCCAGGCCGCCAUCGCCGCGGGUGACGCAGAGACCAAGCUGCCCCUCAAGCAGCUCAUCCGCAUCUACUACCCAGCCGCGCUUUGGUCGAUGGCUCUCAGUGCUGCGCUGAUCAUGGACGGGAUGGACACUGGUCUGGUCAACAACUUCUUCGCUCAGCCGUCUUAUGUCGAGCGCUUCGGUGUCCCCGGCGCGGGUGCGAACGGUGCCAAGGCUAUCCCCGCCGACUGGCAAGCGGCCAUCAACAACGGCCAACAGAUCGGUGCCGUCGCUGGUCUCGCGUUCGUCGGUUGGGCCACCGACCGCUUCGGUUCCCGCAAGAUCUAUAUGUUGGGAAUGGUUCUUCUGUCUGCUGCCAUUUUUAUGCUCGUCUUCGCCCAGAACCUCCCGAUGCUCAUGAUGGGCAACAUGCUUUGCGGUUUCCCUUGGGGUAUCUACCAGACUCUCACGACCGCCUACGCCGCCGAGAUCUGCCCCACCGCCAUGCGUGGAUACUUGACCACCUGGGUCUCCAUGUGCUGGGGUAUGGGGAACUUCCUCGCGGCCGGUAUCCUCCGCGGGUCGCUCCAGCUCCCGGACGAGUGGGCGUGGCGUAUGCCUUACAUCAUCCAGUGGGCAUGGCCUGUUCCCCUCUUCAUCGUCGGCUUCCUUGCCCCCGAGAGCCCCUGGCACCUCGUCCGCAAGGGUCGCUACGAUGAGGCUGCUCGCACUAUCCGCCGUCUCGCUCGUCCCGGCUACUACACCGACAGCCAGAUCCAGGAGCAAGUCGAGCUUAUCAAGUACACCGACGCCAAGGAGAAGGAGGAGGUCGCCUCGGCCACAUACUUUGACUGCUUCCGCGGUGUCAACCUCCGUCGUACUGAGAUCGCCUGCGUUGUCUUUGCCAUCCAGCCCCUCACUGGUCAGGGCGUUACCGGUUACGCUACCACCUACCUCACCCAAGCCGGCAUGUCCGCCGUCAUGGCCUUCAACUACUCUAUGGCCAUCCAGUCCGUCAAUAUCGUCGCCACCGGUAUCGCCAUCUUCCUCACUGGAUACGUCGGUCGCCGCACUUCCUACCUCUACGGAACCGCCGCCAUUGCCCUCUUCCAGCUCGUGCUCGGUGUCCUCGGUGUCGCCGGCGGAUCGGACGUCGCGCUCGGUGUCGCCGUCAUGAUGAUCAUGAUCCAGCUCGCUUUCAAGCUGUCGGUCGGUCCCAUCUGCUACAGUAUCAUCGCCGACAUCCCCAACUCGCGUCUGAGGAACAAGACCAUCGCUCUUGCUCGUGCGACCUACAUUACCACCAACAUUGUCUGUGGCCAGCUCCUCCCGCGCAUGCUGUCCCCGACUGCUUUCAACUGGGGCGCCAAGUCAGGCUGGUUCUGGUUCGGUAUCGGUCUCUUCUGCGUUGGCUACACCUUCUUCCGGGUCCCCGAGACCAAGGACCGGACCUACCUCGAGCUCGACAAGCUCUUCCAGGACCGAGUCCCGGCCAGGAAGUUCAGGGCUACCAAGUUGGACCUCGCCGCACUUUCUGGUCAGAACGACGAGGUCAUCGACGAGAAGGCAGAGAUGCAGCACGUCGAGGGUGUACCUACUACUGAGUUGAGGAGGUAA
Molecule: messenger RNA, 1689 nt
Organism: Dioszegia hungarica
Lineage: Eukaryota; Fungi; Basidiomycota; Tremellomycetes; Tremellales; Bulleribasidiaceae
Product: maltose permease MAL61
Exons: 8
Coding region: 1-1689 (562 amino acids)
Biological process (GO): transmembrane transport; carbohydrate transport
Cellular component (GO): membrane
Molecular function (GO): carbohydrate:proton symporter activity
Source: RefSeq, a predicted model, not a curated record